ACCAAUCAGCAAAAAUGGUUGUGUUCCUUCUCAAACUCAUCUUCUUUGCAUUGAGCUUCAUAUCGAACUUUGUUUCGUGGUUGAUCUUCUCUGGUACUGCCCAUAUUCUGGUGCUAUUGAUCCAUGGAUUCAGAGGACCAGGCCAAGCCAUCCAUGGCACAUUACAACAAGUCACAGAGGUCAUUAAGUCAUGUUCUGAGUACUUUGUGGGCCUUGUAAUGGAAGCAAUAAGUGCUCUAAUUUCUACUAUCUUUGAUUAUCUAAAAGAAAUUGUCACUGGGUCUGCUGGAGUUACAACUUCUGCGAUUGGAGAUCUCAUGGAGAAAACAAAGACUUCACUUGAUGGGUUGCUCACAGAUGUUCCAGAGGUUUCUGAAGGGUUGUCUGAGAUGAUUUUUACCAUGGUGGCUGAUUUGUGGAACAACUGCAAGGAUGCUUUUGGAUAUGUUGCAGAGAAUGCUUAAUUAUUUGGAAAUACCUCUUCAAUUUAUUGUAAAAGAUGUGUGGCUCAUAAAGUACAUGAACAAAUGUGUAUCAAUUUUGAGAUUUCGAAAAGCAUCAUGCCAACUAAUAAUCUGUCUUGGAUUACUUGAAAAGGUAUAGGAAUUACUAAUAAAUAAUUAAGAACCAUUUUUGUGGGUAAUUUGUUGUAUUUCAUGCUAUGUGUGAGGGUCUCCCAUGUUGCCUCGGAGGAGUGCUACAGUCAGUCACUCACGCACUUUGGUCAUAGAUGCGUGUGGAUCCACAAUAAGGCCAAGAUGCAUUAACAGCUUGAAAUUAGUAACACGCGAUUGACCAUAGUAUAUUUUAUUGCACUGCUUAUAUUUGUGAGGAUUUGUUCAGUACAAUGUGAAACUGCCUCAUAUAUGAGACAAAACUAGAC
Messenger RNA from Prunus avium (sweet cherry), 883 nucleotides. NCBI's taxonomy places the organism in Eukaryota, Viridiplantae, Streptophyta, Magnoliopsida, Rosales, Rosaceae. The record is from RefSeq and is a predicted model, not a curated record.